This is a messenger RNA of Musa acuminata subsp. malaccensis (wild Malaysian banana), 936 nucleotides long. Its product is annotated as zinc finger A20 and AN1 domain-containing stress-associated protein 8. Gene Ontology annotation, molecular function: DNA binding; zinc ion binding. NCBI's taxonomy places the organism in Eukaryota, Viridiplantae, Streptophyta, Magnoliopsida, Zingiberales, Musaceae. The record is from RefSeq and is a predicted model, not a curated record.
UAACUUGGAUCUUCCCAGCCACGAUCGCACCGUUCCGAGGAGGAGCUCUCUGGUUUCUAGGGUUAGGGCUCGUCCAAGCUUAUUAUUACUGACCGAGAGGGAAAACAGUCGCCUUUGAGAGCAGAUUCGAGCAGCAAACUUGAAGAUGGAUCACGAUGAGACUGGAUGCCAAGCUCCCGAGGGCCCGAUCCUGUGCAUCAACAACUGUGGAUUCUUCGGAAGUGCGGCGACCAUGAAUAUGUGCUCCAAGUGCCACAGGGAAAUGAUUCUGAAGCAGGAGCAGGCCAAGCUUGCAGCAUCCUCCAUUGACAAUCUUGUGAAUGGCAGUGGCGGUGAUAUCUGCAGCAGUAAUGGCAAGGAGCCUGUAAUCUCUGCUGUAACAGAUGUGACAAUUGUCUCUGGGGAGCUAAAGGCCAUUCCUUCACAAUCACCAGAAGUUCUAUGCUCAAGUGGUUCUGGGGAAGCAAAGGCAAAAAAUGGUCCAAAUAGGUGCAGCACAUGCAGGAAACGGGUCGGUCUGACAGGGUUUCAAUGUCGAUGCGGGGAUCUUUUCUGCACUACGCAUCGUUAUUCGGACAAGCAUGGCUGCCCUUUCGACUACCAGAGAGCUGCCAGGGAUGCCAUUGCCAAAGCGAACCCUGUGGUUAAGGCUGAGAAGCUUGACAAGAUCUAAAGCAAUGGGUGAGGCCAUUGAGCUCUGGUUCAGUGUUCUUGUUAUCCAAGCGUUCCCUUCGGUUGGCUGCUUUGCGAUGUCCUUGUUGCUAAAAUGAGUGGAGUGAUACCUAGGGCAUCAAUACGUAAUUGUGUGAGCUGUUAUUUGUGCUUGGUUGGUGGAUUACAUAUGUUGGUUUAUGAUCUGAUGCUUUUUACGUACCAUCGUGGAUGUUAUGCUAUAUUUAUUUAGUGAUAGUAAUUAUUGCCAAUGUGUUGAGUUCA